Messenger RNA from Staurois parvus, 381 nucleotides. The record is from the annotation of a GenBank genome assembly. Lineage: Eukaryota; Metazoa; Chordata; Amphibia; Anura; Ranidae.
GUCAACGUGUUCAGCAUGAAUGGGAAUGAGCUGCUGGGCUGGAAGCCAUACCGACGCUGCCAGAGUGUCAUCCAUCAGUGCCCAGCAGCCUGUCAGUGCCCAGCAGUGUCGCCCAUCAGUGCUGCCCAUCAGUGCCACCCAUCAAUGAUGGCCCAGCAGUGCCAUCCAUCAGUGCCCAGCAGUGUCGCCUGUCAGUGCUGCCCAGCAGUGCCACAUGUCAGUGCCCAGCAGUAUCGCCCAUCAGUGCUGCCCAUCAGUGCCACCCAUCAAUGAUGCCCAGCAGUGCCAUCCAUCAGUGCCCAGCAGUGUCACCCAUCAGUGCCCAGCAGUGUCACCUGUCAGUGCUGCCCAGCAGUGCCACCUGUCAGUGCUGCCCAGCAG